CAUUCCUAUUACCUUUCGAUGGACUAUCCACGACCAUGCGGCUGCAAGGGCCGUAGAACGUGCCUUAGCUGUGAGGCCGAAUUCGGUAUCGAGCGCAGUGAUUUCCACACCACAUUUCAGAACUCCGAUGCAUACGUGUUUUGUCCGCUGUGUAACAAAAUCUACCCAGGAUGGGAUUGGAAAAAAGUGAUUUCGGAACAUGCGGACACACCACAGCACGGUGGCAUACAGGGAGAAACCUAUCCCGGUGUGUACAUUGAGCUCGAUUUUCUGUCCACCGCAGAGGAAGUGGAUCUGCUGCACGGGCUCGACGAGUUGCCCUGGGACGUUUCGCAGAGCGGUCGACGAAAGCAAAACUUUGGACCGAAAACGAACUUUAAGAAAACGCGCCUAAGACUAGCUCAGUUUGCCGGCUUUCCCCGGGUGAGCGAAUUUGUUCAGUGUCGGUUUGAGCAGGUUCCGCUGUUGGCCACCUUUCAAACGAUUGAACAAUGCUCGUUGGAGUAUGCACCAGAGCGCGGUGCAUCGAUUGAUCCGCACAUAGACGAUUGUUGGAUCUGGGGGGAACGGAUCGUAACGGUGAACUUGCUGAGCGAUUCCGUGCUAACAAUGUCCCCGUAUCGGUCCAUCGAAGGGAAGACUAAGUAUAAUCUACACUUUUUGGAACAGUAUCGAAAAGAUCUUCUUGGGGAGUUAAUGGAUGAGAAAAUGAUGCUUCGCUUUGAGCACUGUAUCGUGCGGAUACCGAUGCCAAGGCGUUCCUUGUUAGUACUGUACGGAUCUCCACGUUACCAGUGGGAACAUUCAGUUUUACGGGAGGACAUAACGGAUCGCCGGGUAUGUCUGGCGUAUCGGGAAUUUACACCGAUGUAUCUGCAGGGUGGCAGCGAGUUCAGCCAGAGUGAAGGUAUCUUCGAGCGAGCGAAAGAGUUUUGGGACCAUCGGUCAGUGUCGGUGGAUAGCUAAUACUGAAAAGUCAAAUGCGGCAGACUGUUCCGAAGCAAU
Messenger RNA from Anopheles maculipalpis, 1005 nucleotides. RefSeq names its product alpha-ketoglutarate-dependent dioxygenase alkB homolog 4. Bases 19 to 966 code for a protein of 315 amino acids. Gene Ontology annotation, biological process: oxidative demethylation. NCBI's taxonomy places the organism in Eukaryota, Metazoa, Arthropoda, Insecta, Diptera, Culicidae. Gene Ontology annotation, molecular function: demethylase activity; oxidoreductase activity. The transcript is spliced from 3 exons. The record is from RefSeq and is a predicted model, not a curated record.